Messenger RNA from Amoebophrya sp. A120, 1185 nucleotides. The record is from the annotation of a GenBank genome assembly. Lineage: Eukaryota; Dinophyceae; Syndiniales; Amoebophryaceae.
ACAGGGUAAACUGCAGGGGCGCUCUUUUCCUUUCUCUUGAUGAACGUGGUAACGAUGAGAGCAGGAGCCGCGAUUCCGAGAAAUUUUCCUGGAUCAUUAGGACGACCUCCGCUGAGUCGUCGGGCAUCUUCCGUAUGCUGCAGCAUUGCGUCGAACGGAGUUGUGGCUGGGGUUACUUCAACAUCUUCUAGCAGCUCCUCCUCUACCUCUUCGUCGUCGUAUUCGACCUGUCGUGUCGCACCAGUUUCGUGUCCAUCUUGCUGCACUACAACUAGCCCCUCCCAUCUGGUGGUGCACAGGUCUUGUCGCGCGGUCUCUUCACUCGCUCAACAACCCGGUUGUGAGCACGAGGGUGACGCGCUCUCCGCAUUGGACACACCUGUAGCUACAAGUGGUCUUCUUCGUAAUAGCGGGGGGUCCUCGUCCGGCAGCACUGGACAUCAUGUUGCUGCACAUGCUGGACAAGAAGCUCGUGGAAGUAGCGGAGGACGAUCACGAGUUUCGAACGAUGAAGGGAGAGAUCAUGGAAGAGCGAUGUUUACAUAUGAAAAAGCAAGCAGCAGCAGCAGCAGGAUAAAUCCGCCGCCAUUGCAGCAGCACGAUCAACCAUAUGUCGAAGAGUCUAGUUCUACUCCUGCAGAUGCAAGAACCUCCAACGUGCGAGGACCUAAACACGGAUACGACCGUUAUUUGCGGAGCGGUCAGGGCAGAACUAUUGCCGUUGCGGAAGAUGAAGAUCCUUACCUUCUCCGUAGAAAUAGGAACAAGGAUUCCCAUGGAGGUCUUUGGAAUAGUAAAGGGAAAAAGCGCACUGAAGAUGAGGAAGUUGUUGAUCCCGAACAGCUCCAGCGGUACGAGGAGGACUUUGCUACCGGCGAAAGUUACGGGAUAGGCACCACAAGCUCGUCUAGUACUUCAACAUCUUGCGGAGGCGAUUUUUCCUCUCGUGCAAGUGCCAGCACGACCGAGGAAAUUAUCAGAAACAGAGAUUUAAGUAUGUCGAUGCAUCGUCGUGCUGCUGUUGACCAAAGUGAUGAACGAACGGAAGAUGGACAGUGUCAGGGUGCUGCGGAUCUGACUGCGACUUCCGGAAGCUCCACAACUUCCUUCUCGUCCCAUCCCUUCGCCACGGCGUCCUUCGCGUCGCAGCAGCCGCUCACGACGCCAAAGCGGUGUCUCGGAUGC